Molecule: messenger RNA, 249 nt
Organism: Strongylus vulgaris
Lineage: Eukaryota; Metazoa; Nematoda; Chromadorea; Rhabditida; Strongylidae
Source: the annotation of a GenBank genome assembly
AUGUUGUGUAGUAGUUCGAAACUUUCGAUCAACAAAUUAAUAGAAGAGGUUCAUGCCUGCGUAACUGUUCGAGAUGCCAAGCAUACGAAUUUCGUAGAGUUUCGAAAUUUUAAAAUAGUCUACCGUCGUUACGCCGGACUUUACUUUUGCAUUUGUGUGGAUAUUAUGGAUAAUAAUCUCUACUACUUAGAAGCUAUCCAUAAUUUUGUAGAAGUGGGUUCUAUUGAAUAUUUCUUGAGAGUUCGAAGA